AUGCAACAAUCCAGGCCAGAAGACAAGUCCCCCAACGAAAUCAACCAUGUCGAAACUCGAGGUGACGAUGUAAUUCAGGGGAAGGAGGCGGUUGCCGAUGCCGCAUCCAAAGGUCAGGCCUUGACUGGAUACGAGACCCUCACUGGAAAGGAGACUGCGAUGAAGUUCAAGUGGUGCACCUUCUUCGCUUUUCUUGCCGCAUUUGCGGCCGGAGCAGAUGGAUAUCAGAUCGGUUUGAACGCUGGAAUUCUCGCAAACCCGGGCUUUGUUGCACAGUUUGCCACCAAAACCACGGCAAAAGGAAAACCGGCCCUUGACUCCAACAUCAUAGCUGCCUGGGGAACCAUCCUUCCAGUUGGACAAAUCAUCGCCCAGCUUUUCCUACCAUUCAUCGCAGCUCCGUACGGACGCAAGGUGUCCUUCUACAUCUGUUGGCUGAUUCUCACAGCGAGUAUAGUUGGUGAGAGCUUUGCUCGACGCUGGGAGCAUUGGCUGGUAGCGAAGAUGUUGGCUGGAAUGGGACUUGGGUGUUUGCAGGUCACCCUUCCUGCGUACAUUUCAGAAAUCUCCCCCAACCGCAUUCGCGGUUCCGUUCUCAUGACAUAUAAUAUGUGGUGGACUAUUGGAACCUUCUUUGCUUACUUGGCCAUGGAGGUCUUAUCGAAGAAGGAUAAAAAUGACUGGCUGACUCCUGUCUACACUCAAUGGGGUCACAUUGGUCUCAUGGGUAUUAUUUUCCUCGUGCUGCCAGAGUCCCCUGCUUGGGCUGUUACCAGAGGAAAACUCGACACAGCCAAGAAGGCGCUCACUCGACUUUACAAGAAUGUCGAGGAUUUCAACAUCGACCAGCAGGUCGAAGUCCUGGUUUUGCUGACCGAGCAUGAAGCGGAAGUGGCUAAGAUUCAAAAGCGAGAGAAGUGGUACGCCAUCUUCCGUGGUACUGAUAGACUCCGCACUAUUUGUGCUCUCUGGACUAUUACAUCGCAACAGUUUACUGGUUUGGUCUUGUUUUCCACCUUCGGCGCCUACUUCUUCCAGCAAGCAGGUGUGGGUGACCCGUUCCAGAUCAAAGUUAUCGUUCUUGGUAUCAAGCUAGUAGCUGCUGUUUUCGUCGUUUACUACGCCGAUACUGUUGGAAGACGGUGGAUCAGUUGCGGUGGUACCACUUCCAUGUGGGCCGCCAGUCUGAUAGUUGGCAUCUUGUGUGUGGUUCCCCGAACGAAAGCUGUGAACUACAUCACCAUUCUCUUCGCUGUCAUCUGGAACAUUGGUUUGACUAUGACUGGUGCCACUGGAUGGGGUUUCAUUGGCGAAGUAUCCUCUCAACGACUUCGACCUUACACCUCUGGAGCUGCAGGCGCGGUCAAUGGGAUUGUUAAUGUUGUCAUGAAUCAAUUGGUCCCGCACAUGGUGAAUGCGAAUGAAUGGAAUUGGGGUCUUAAGGCUGGCUUCUUUUAUGCCGGAAUUGGUCUGCCCUUUGCUAUUGGAUGUUGGUUCAUCGUUCCCGAAACUGCACAACGUUCUGCUGCUGAGCUGGAUGAACUCUUCGAGCGCAAGAUUGCCCCUCGUCGAUUCGGCAAGACGGAGACUGCUACUCAACGAGCUGUGGCUGCCAACAACAUGACAAACUAG
This is a messenger RNA of Aaosphaeria arxii CBS 175.79, 1632 nucleotides long. RefSeq names its product hexose transporter. NCBI's taxonomy places the organism in Eukaryota, Fungi, Ascomycota, Dothideomycetes, Pleosporales. The transcript has 4 exons. Gene Ontology annotation, cellular component: membrane. The coding region runs from base 1 to 1632 and encodes 543 amino acids. Gene Ontology annotation, molecular function: carbohydrate:proton symporter activity. Gene Ontology annotation, biological process: carbohydrate transport; transmembrane transport. The record is from RefSeq and is a predicted model, not a curated record.